GCAAUCAAAUGUACGAAUUACCAUGGUUGGAAUGGCAUCAGUGCUACCUUGAGUAACGGGAUUAAAACUGAUACAAGCUGGAAAUGUUCAGAUGUAAGGGUAGACAAGUGGGAACGUGUCGGAUUUGACGACACAGCCUGGGGAAAUGCUAAGCUGCUACCGUUUUGGAUUUGGACGACUGCAGACUUAAACGGUGUAGGCACCAUCUAUUGUAGAAAGUUCAUCAAUAGCACGAAAACCAGUCUAAAUAUAACUGUAAAAGCAUACUGCGAUAAUAUAAUGGACUUAUACGCGGAUGGUGAUCAAUAUAAACAUGAUAAUGAUAACAUAUGGAAUGCUAUGUCAUCCAUCAACAUACCUGGUAGUACACAACUGGUAGCAAUCAGGUGUUAUAAUCUGGAAGGAUGGUGUGGCAUCAACGUUGGCUUGAGUAACGGUGUUAGAACUGAUACAACCUGGAAAUGUUCAGAAGAAGAGGAAGAAGGUUGGAAUACUGUUGGUUUUAACGACAGUGCAUGGAAUAAAGCAAAACUUCUACAGCGUUCAAAUGUUGAUUGGAUUUGGACGAAUGAUAAUGCAAUGGAUAUGGGCACCAUUUACUGUAGAAAGUCAAUAUUAGUAGAGCCGUAUUCCCCAACCACCACAGUAGUAGAGCCAAGUUCCACAACCACCACAGUAGUGGAGCCAAGUACUGCAACCACCACAGUAGAAGAGCUAAGUACUGCAACCACCAGAGUAGUAGAGUUAAGUGCUACAACCACCACAGUUGUAGAGCCAAGUUCCCUAAACACCACAGCAGGAGGGCUAAGUACUGCAACCACCACAGUAGUAGAGUCAAGUUCCCCAACCACCACAGUAGGAGAGCUAAGUACUGUAACCACAACAGUAGUACAGCCAUGUUUACCAACCACCACAGUAAUGGAGCUAAGUACUGCAACCACCACAGUAGUGGAGCCAUGUUCCCCAACCACCACAGUAGUGGAGCUAAGUACUGUAACCACCACAGUAGUAGAGCCAAGUACUGCAACCACCACAGUAGUAGAGCCAUGUUCCCCAACCACCACAGUAGAAGACCUAUGUUCCCCAACCACCACUGUAGUGAUGCCAUGUACACAGACCACUGACUUUGAUCUUCAACCUUCAUCAACAGGGGUGGCUGUGUUAGGAUCUGACGGAGUUUUGAGAUCGCAGGUAUGUCAAGACGUUGUGGUGGUGACAUCUGAAUCAGCAAUGAAGGAGGCAGCUGUCAGCAGCAUCUACAAGGAAUUAACCCUCAACAAAAGUAAAAUAUCGGCUGUUAUUCGUAAGAAAGUCAGUCAGAAAGAUGAGAGACCAAGUUCAGCUACUAUUGGUUAUUUUGGGCUGAUAUUCGCUGUCCUGCCAUUCGCCCUUCUAAUCAUAUCUGAUAUUCCCAAACUGAUACAACAUUUGAGAACACGCAUGCGUGCACACUAGGCUAGACAGGUGUUGGCUAUUUUCCGGGGAUAACAAAAUGAAAGGUCUCGAAAGUAUUGCGACUUAUAUAAUUUAUGUCCACUGUUGACACCGUGUUCUUAAUGUCGUAAACAGUCCGAUUUAAACUGAUUUAAAUUAAUGUUUACCUCGCCUUGUUUAUCUAUCAAUAAAAAUUGUUGUAUCUAGUAUUUAU
Molecule: messenger RNA, 1648 nt
Organism: Patella vulgata (common limpet)
Lineage: Eukaryota; Metazoa; Mollusca; Gastropoda; Patellidae
Exons: 5
Coding region: 280-1455 (391 amino acids)
Source: RefSeq, a predicted model, not a curated record